This is a messenger RNA of Struthio camelus australis, 621 nucleotides long. RefSeq names its product protein Fer3-like. NCBI's taxonomy places the organism in Eukaryota, Metazoa, Chordata, Aves, Struthioniformes, Struthionidae. Gene Ontology annotation, molecular function: protein dimerization activity; RNA polymerase II transcription regulatory region sequence-specific DNA binding; DNA-binding transcription factor activity, RNA polymerase II-specific. The record is from RefSeq and is a predicted model, not a curated record. Gene Ontology annotation, biological process: developmental process; regulation of transcription by RNA polymerase II.
AUGAAGGAACCUUGUUACAGCUUUGAGCAGGAAGACUCCAUUUCUGAAUUUCCCUUCUGGGACCAGGCAGAUCCUAAUACUGAGCUCCAAACGCAGUUGGAUAACUUCCUAUUGGACUGCACCUCCCUGGCAAACCAGUCCUCCCCUUGGUCGUCCUUUACUUGCCAGCCCCUGGUGCCUGAUGACCCGCUCUCCCUCCUAGACCUCACCAAAGGAGAGCUCCGGCUGGAGCAGAGUGCUGAACUGGACAGCUCCCCAUCCCAGCCAGGGCCCAGCACGCCACCAGCGAGACAUCCCCGGCACAUCCCACCUCACCCUUACAAGGUCCAAAGGCACGCUGCAAACAUCAGGGAGAGGAAGAGGAUGCUCAACAUCAACUCUGCCUUUGAUGAGCUCAGGUGCCAUGUACCAACUUUCCCCUAUGAAAAGGGCCUCUCCAAAAUUGAUACGCUCCGGCUGGCCAUCGCGUACAUAGCUCUGCUCAGUGAGAUCCUCCUCUCCGGACACGAUCCCAAAUCCUACGUGGAGCAGUGCCUCAAGGAUGGCUCUCAAGGCCACCUCCAGGCAAUCUGGAACACAAGUGAUCUGACAGCCCGCCUGUCCUGGGUAAAGUGGGAUUAA